Theobroma umbraticum is the source of this 2122-nucleotide messenger RNA. RefSeq names its product MAC/Perforin domain-containing protein (gene NSL1). Gene Ontology annotation, cellular component: plasma membrane. NCBI's taxonomy places the organism in Eukaryota, Viridiplantae, Streptophyta, Magnoliopsida, Malvales, Malvaceae. Gene Ontology annotation, biological process: regulation of salicylic acid mediated signaling pathway; plant-type hypersensitive response. The record is from RefSeq and is a predicted model, not a curated record.
GCAACUAAUUUUUUUUUUUCAAAUUAAAAAAUUCAAAGAAUUACUCGGACCGAAGACCUCUUCAAUGGGUCGUCUCCUUCCUCAGCAGUGGACUAACGCCCCACAAUCCGAACUCAGUUUCAGUAAAACGUCACGAAACUCCAGCCAUCGUCUGACCAGGAACCGAUGGCUGCCUACCCCUAUAAAAUGGACCCGCAAUCGGCGGCGGAAAAGGCGGUUUCGGUGAUCGGGUUCGGGUACGACUUGUCCAACGAUAUCAGGCUAUCGGCUUGCAGGCCGGGCCAUUCGGGGUCGAGAUUGAUCGAGGUUGACUCGGCAGGGAGUCGGGACGUGGUUUUUCCUGGUGGGGUUGUUGUUAAAAGUGUGCCCAAUUCGAUUAAAUGUGAUAAAGGCGAGCGUACCAGGUUUCGCUCUGAUGUUCUUUCUUUCAAUCAGAUGUCGGAAAGGUUUAACCAGGAUUUAUCAUUAUCUGGCAAGAUUCCUGUGGGCUUAUUCAAUGCCAUGUUUGAGUUCAAGGGCUCCUGGCAGAAGGAUGCCACCUCUACAAAAACUCUUGCUUUGGAUGGUUGGUUCAUAACACUGUACAAUGUUGAGUUGGAAAGAACUCACUUAACUUUGUCUGAGCGUGUGAAACGAGAGGUGCCAACUACAUGGGACCCUGCUGCCCUUGCUGAGUUUAUUGAAAAAUAUGGUACGCACAUUGUUGUUGGGGUUAAAAUGGGAGGUAAAGAUGUUAUACACGUAAAGCAAUUGCAAAAUUCAAAUCUUCCGCCCAAUGAAGUACAGAAAAAUUUAAAGCAAUUAGCUGAUGAGAGGUUUUCAGAAGGUGUAAACAUUCCUGAAUAUUCAGGAAAACCAAAGGAAGAACAUUAUAUGCCCUGGGACCAGGAAGGGGUGCUUGCUGCACCAAUUAGGCCACCUGUUGUUACUUGCUCAAAGAAUAAUGAUAUUUUGAACAUUUAUAUUCGAAGGGGAGGCAUUGAUUUUGGUCAAAGCCAUAGCCAGUGGCUUUCAACUAUAUCACAGUCACCAAAUGUUAUAUCAAUGUCCUUUGUGCCGAUUACUUCCCUAUUAGGUGGUGCUCGGGGCAAUGGAUUUUUAAGCCAUGCAGUGAACUUGUACCUACGAUAUAAACCACCAAUAGAGGAACUCCAUGUAUUUCUAGAAUUUCAAUUGUUUCGACAAUGGGCUCCUGUAUUCGGUGAUCUGCCUCUCAGUCUCAAGCGCAGAAAACAAGGAUCCCCAUCACUUCAGUUCACAUUUAUGGGGCCUAAGCUUUAUGUUAAUACCUCGCGGGUUGAUACUGGAAAUCGACCUGUGACAGGAAUCCGCUUGUAUUUGGAGGGUAAGAAGAGUGAUCAUCUGGCAAUCCAUCUACAGCAUCUCUCGAGUCUUCCUACAAUCCUCCAGCUCUUAGAUGAUCACAGUUAUGAGCCUAGUGAGGAGCCAGAACGUGGGUAUCUUGAACCUGUCAAGUGGAGCAUAUUCUCACAUGUAUGCACUGCUCCUGUAGAACACAAAGGAUCCCGCUUUGAUGAUACUGCUUCCAUUGUGACCAAGGCUUGGUUUGAGGUGAAGGCUGUUGGGAUGAAGAAAGUUCUGUUCCUGAGGCUUGGAUUCUCUAUGGUGGCCUUCACUAGGAUCCGUAGAUCAGAAUGGGAUGGACCCUCAACAUUGUCACGGAAAUCAGGAGUCUUCUCAAUGUUGAUUAGCACAAGGUUCAGUUCAGGACUGAAUCCUCCUGAGAAGCCAGUCAAAGUGGAUUUAAAUUCAGCAGUUUUUCCAGGAGGUCCACCUUCACCAACUAAAGCACCAAAAAUGGCAAACUUCGUAGAUACAAAGGAGAUGGUUAGGGGGCCUGAGGACCUACCUGGAUAUUGGGUGGUUACUGGAGCCAAACUUUCUGUAGAAGGUGGCAGAAUCUCAAUCAAAGCUAAGUACUCAUUGUUAACAAUAAUGUCAGAAGAAAGCAUGAUGCUGAUGUGAGAAAAUCAGAUGAGGAAUACACAUUAUUUUUACUGCUGUAAAUCUGAUCAUGUACACCAUUUAUUGGAAAUUACCUCGAAUAGAUGGCACGAGGCCAUUCUUCUCAAUUGUGUUUGUAGGGAACCAAAGGCUUCCU